AUUGGGAGGAGAAGGCAAAAAGGCGCACAAAAAGAUGAAUUCAUUGAUUGACCACCGAAAGACAUCGAGAACUCCGAAACAGCCUGAAAGUGAAGAUAUUAAAGAAUUAUAGACCAUUCUGAAAUUUUAUAAUUCAGUGGUUAUCCAUUUCUCCAAAGAUUGUGGCUUUGGAGAUUUAACACUUUUGGAGUAAACCCAACUUAAAAUCAAUCGUGGGUGUUUGAAUACAAAAGAGUCCGAGAAUUGGAAGAUGUCUGGAGUGCAAGAUCAGCUAGAGAUCAAGUUUCGCUUGACUGAUGGAUCUGACAUUGGACCUAAAAGCUUUCCUGCUGCUACAAGUGUUGCAACCUUGAAGGAAAGCAUCCUAGCUCAAUGGCCAAAAGAGAAGGUGAGUGGUCCAAUGACAGUGAAAGAUGUCAAGUUAAUAAGUGCAGGAAAGAUACUGGAGAACAACCGAACAGUGGGAGAGUGCAGAAGCCCCUUAUGUGAUAUACCUGGGGGAGUUACAACCAUGCACGUCGUUGUUCAACCACCAGCUUUGGAAAAAGAAAAGAAAGCGUUGAAUGACCAAGAGCAGAACAAGUGUGUUUGUGUUAUAUUAUAA
Messenger RNA from Ilex paraguariensis (yerba mate), 604 nucleotides. The record is from the annotation of a GenBank genome assembly. Lineage: Eukaryota; Viridiplantae; Streptophyta; Magnoliopsida; Aquifoliales; Aquifoliaceae.